AUGGGUAAAUACUUAUCAGUUAGAUAUUUCUGUACUAGAAGUACUUCUGAACCUGCAGUCACUUCAAAAUCUGAAAUAUCCCAAGAUUUUAAUGAACAAUUAACAUGUAUAUUAUCAGAUAGAUAUAUUGCACAGACAAUGUCUAGAAGCAAAAGUACAUCAGGUAAUUUAAUUAGUAGGGCUGCUUGGGAUACUUUAAAUAAAAGUGGGUCUCGUUGGUUAUUAAGAAGUUUUAUACGUUUUGGGAAAUCCAGUUCUAUAACUAGAUUUAUAUUAAGUAGUAUGGGAUUAUAUGUUCAAGAUGCAUUAUGGUGGUUUGAUACUAAACUGCAAAUGAUGGCUCUUACAAUAGAUGAUGUUCCAGGCAUGGAUCCAUCUACAAAUGACUUGAUAUUAGACUUAUUAAAGGAAUUUAAUGUCAGGUGUACAUUUUUUGUUACAGAAAAAAAUGCUAGAUAUGUAUCUAAUUCAGAUAAAUUUCUUAAACGUUGUAUUGAAGAAGGUCAUGAAUUGGGUAAUCAUUUAGCUGAAGAUAUACCAUGUAAUAAACUUUCAUUAGCAACUUUUGCACAAAACUUACUUGAAUGUGAACAUUUAAUUAGUCGUUUUGUACCGAAUCAUAUAUGUAUUAAUUCUAUCUCAUCUAUGGAUUCUGAUUCAGAUAUAAUUUCAACUAAAUUUAAGUGGUUUAGACCACCCUUUGGUCGUCUUACACGUCAACAAUAUGAUUUUGUUAUAUCUCGUGGUUAUACAGUGGUAAUGUGUGAUGUAUAUCCAAAUGAUGUAUCCCUACAAAGUUUUCCUCAAUUUCUUGCUGAGUUUUGUACUAAUCAUGCUGCUCCAGGUUCUAUUGUUUGUAUUCAUAUGCCCUCCAAUGAUUUCCGAGCAGCUAAUUUGGAGGUAUUUAGACUUUUAUUACCAAAAAUUACAAGACGAUUUGAAUGUGUAACUCUUUCAAGACUUGCUCAAGAGGUUAUAAAGGAAAAUAUUUCAAAUUCUAAAGAUAUUUAA
Molecule: messenger RNA, 1011 nt
Organism: Cryptosporidium muris RN66
Lineage: Eukaryota; Apicomplexa; Conoidasida; Eucoccidiorida; Cryptosporidiidae
Product: polysaccharide deacetylase family protein
Exons: 2
Coding region: 1-1011 (336 amino acids)
Biological process (GO): carbohydrate metabolic process
Cellular component (GO): membrane
Molecular function (GO): hydrolase activity, acting on carbon-nitrogen (but not peptide) bonds
Source: RefSeq, a predicted model, not a curated record